Messenger RNA from Procambarus clarkii (red swamp crayfish), 1296 nucleotides. NCBI's taxonomy places the organism in Eukaryota, Metazoa, Arthropoda, Malacostraca, Decapoda, Cambaridae. The record is from RefSeq and is a predicted model, not a curated record.
AAUAUUACAAGGCUUUUAUCUUAUCAAACCCCAGUCUUCAAGUCAAGGUGAGCGCGCAUGUUCCCUCGCCUCACUCUUCCUGCGUCUCUGACAGCGUUGUCUUCACACUUCUCCCUCCCAGCGUCUGCGACAGCUGAAAACCUCAGGAAUGGCAGACAGCAGAGGUGGCGUUGUGAAGUCCUCGUGGUGGUGGUGUGUGGUGGUGCUGGCGGCGACGCUGACGGUGCUGCCCUGCCUCCUGGAGGGGGUCCAGGCGUCACCGGCAGGCCGCAACAAGAACCAGGUCGCCGAAGGAACCCGCUGCAUACUUGUGAAGUAAAGGCCGGCUCUCACCGUAAGUACCACAUGGAAGAGUAACGGUGCCACUUGUCUCGUUACAGUGUGUGGUCCUGGAGACUGUCCCACCUGUUACAUGGCGGACGCCAACGGUGUGUGUCGCAUCAUCUUCGGCUGCUCGCCCUGACCUCCUCGUCUGAUUCUUCCAAACGUUUCCUCCUCCUCUUACGCUCUCUCUUGUGCGUUUAUCUUCGGUUAGAUCAUUCUCUACGGGAAAUGCGAGAUCAUCUGAUGAACUAAAAGUAAUUUAUCAGGUGAUAUAUUAGUUUUAGUUCUAAAAAACUAAUAAUUAUUCAAUUGCCACUAAAACUAAUUUAUUCAAUUUUAUCUAUCCCCGACCGUCCUAGUGGUUGGGCACCAUUCAUCUUCCCCGUCCCAUCGAAAAUCCUUAUGCUCAUCCCUUCCAAGUGCUAUAUAGUCGUAAUGGUUUGGCGCUUUUCCCCUGAUAGUUUCAUUCCCUUCCAUUUUAUCUGAACCUCAGAGAAAGCCUAUUAUUUUUUUCUAUACUAGAGCAAGAGCGUAUAUGCAACACAGGAGAUUACUUUUGUAUGUUAAAAUCAGUGUCACUCUUCGGCAGAUUCUGAUAAAAUUAGUCUGCAACUACAAUGUCAAAAAUAAUCAACAUUUUCUUAUUCAUAUUUAGGUGAUUGACACUCGAUAAAAAUCAUUAAUAUUUGGUAUUAAGCGCCCAUAAAAAAUGGUGUAAUAGAUCGUUGACGUUAAAAAAUGGCUGAAGGCUUAUCAAAUUCUGUCAACAUUAAUGUUACUUUCAUUGCCUAUUUUAUUAAAUUCUGUAACAAUCGUUGCAAAUAAUGCAUAUUUUGCUUUGCUUUAUAUAUCGCAAUAUUAAUUUGUGAAACGCUCCAAGCCUUGGAAACGUCACAUCACAUCACGGUAUUUCCGGGGAAGCCCUUGGCGGCUCCCUGUAUUUAUAUGUGGGAGACUGCUCCAUACUUCAGC